Molecule: messenger RNA, 2674 nt
Organism: Myotis myotis
Lineage: Eukaryota; Metazoa; Chordata; Mammalia; Chiroptera; Vespertilionidae
Product: sphingomyelin phosphodiesterase 4-like
Biological process (GO): glycerophospholipid catabolic process; ceramide biosynthetic process; sphingomyelin catabolic process
Molecular function (GO): sphingomyelin phosphodiesterase D activity
Source: RefSeq, a predicted model, not a curated record
CCACCAGAGGCUACUAUGGCAUUCCCUCACCUGCAACAGCCCAGCUUCCUACUGGCUAGCCUGAAAGCUGACGCAAUAAAUAAGCCCUUUGCACAGCGGUGCCAAGACUUGGUUAAAGUCAUAGAAGAUUUUCCAGCAAAGGAGCUGCAUGCCAUCUUCCCAUGGCUGGUAGAGAGCAUUUUCGGCAGCUUGGACGGUGUUCUCAUCGGCUGGAACCUCCGCUCCUUACAGGGACGUGUGAGCCCUGUCGAAUACAGCAUUGCGAUGGAAUUUCUAGACCGGGGCCCCGUGAAGGCAUCCAUUCAGGAGCACGUGGUCCCUGAUAGCCCUCUAUACCACAAUAAGGUCCAGUUCCCUCCCACCGGGGGCCUCGGCCUGAACCUGGCCCCCAAUCCGUUCGAGUAUUACAUGUUCUUUUUCGCUUUGAGCCUCAUCACUCAAAAGCCACUCCCCGGGGCCCUCCAUGUUCGUACUUCAGACUGUGCCUAUUUCAUCCUGGUGGACAGGUAUCUAUCAUGGUUCCUGCCCACAGAAGGCAGCGUGCUCCCCCCACUCUCCUCCAGUCCCGGGGGGCCCAGCCCCUCACCAGCUCCCAGGACUCCAGCCAUGCCUUUUGCUUCCUAUGGCCUCCACCACACCAGUCUUCUGAAGCGACAUAUAUCUCAUCAGACAUCUGUGAACGCAGACCCUGCCUCCCAUGAGAUCUGGAGGUCGGAAACUCUACUCCAGGUUUUUGUUGAAAUGUGGCUUCAUCAUUAUUCCUUGGAGAUGUACCAAAAAAUGCAGUCCCCUCAUGCCAAGGAGUCAUUCACGCCCACCGAGGAGCACGUGCUGGUGGUGCGCCUGCUGGUCAAACACCUGCACGCCUUUUCCAACAGCCUGAAGCCCGAGCAGGUCUCGCCCUCCGCCCAUUCCCAUGCCACCAGCCCCCUGGAGGAAUUCAAACGGGCUGCUGUCCCGAGGUUCGUCCAGCAGAAGCUCUACCUCUUCCUGCAGCACUGCUUCGGCCACUGGCCCCUGGACGCGUCCUUCAGAGCCGUCCUGGAGAUGUGGUUAAGCUACCUGCAGCCCUGGAGGUACGCGCCUGAGAAGCAGCCUCAGGGUAGUGAUGGCCAGGCCCGCUUUGUGUCUGAGAGAUGGGCGCCCUUUGUGCAGGAGAACCUGCUGCUGUACACCAAGCUCUUCGUGGGCUUCCUGAGCCGCGCGCUGCGCACUGACCUGGUCAGCCCCAAGAACGCACUGAUGGUGUUCCGAGUGGCCAAAGUCUUUGCCCAGCCCAACCUGGCUGAGAUGAUCCAGAAAGGCGAGCAGCUCUUUCUGGAGCCCGAACUCGUCAUCGCCCACCGCCAGCACCGACUCUUCUCGGCUCCCACACUCACCGGCAGCUUCCUGUCAUCUUGGCCGCCGGCCUUCACCGACACCUCCUUCAAGGUGAAGAGCCAUGUCUACAGCCUGGAAGGCCAGGACUGCAAAUACACCCCGAUGUUCGGGCCAGAGGUCCGGACGCUGGUCUUGCGCCUGGCUCAGCUCAUCACGCAGGCCAAGCAGACAGCCAAGUCCAUCUCUGACCAGUGCAGGGAAAGCACAGCCAGUCGCCCUUUUCUGUCCUGGCUGGGCUUCUGCCUUUCGGACACAAACAGCUCCUACCCAGCCAAUGACCUGGACGACAUGGGGCAGGACAGCAUCCGCAAGACAGACGAGUACCUGGAGAAGGCCCUGGAGUACCUGUGCCAGAUGUUCCGACUCAGUGAGGCCCAGCUCGCCCAGCUCACUCUCGCCAUGGGAACAACUCAGGAUGAGAACGGCAAGAAGCAGCUCCCGGAUUGCAUCGUGGGUGAGGACGGACUCAUCCUCACCCCCCUGGGCCGGUACCAGAUCAUCAACGGGCUGCGGAAGUUUGACAUCGAGUACCAGGGGGACUCGGAACUGCAGCCCAUCCGAAGCUAUGAGAUUGCCAGCCUGGUCCGCUUGCUCUUCCGGCUGUCCUCCACCGUCAACCACAGGUUUGCAGGCCAGAUGAGAGCCCUGUGUUCCCGGGCUGACUUCCUCGGCAGCUUCUGUAGAUACCACCUCAUGGAGCCAGGGCUGACCGACAAGCACUUGCUGAGCCCCGUGGGGCAGGGGCGUGUGGCCAGCCGUGCCCGGGGCCCCAGGCUCAGCCUUCAUUUCCUGGGCAGCUACCGGACGCUGCUGUCACUGCUGCUGGCCUUCUUUGUGGCCUCUCUGUUCCGCAUCGGGCCCCUGCCCUUUGCCCUGCUCCUCGUGCUGGGCUACUUCCUCUACGCUGCGGCCAUGACACUGCUGACGGAGCAGGGCAAGCUGCACCAGCUCUGACCACAGCCAGCCUCUCCCCACACUGCCCCUCCCGUGUACCUGGGAGGCCACCUCCGCACCUGAGCCUGGUCACCGUCACGCUUCCAGGGAGCAUUUUCCUGUAGCCUCCGAACCGUUUGGAAGAGAAUGAAGGAGAAGGGCACACAGUCCAGACUUGGCCAGGAAGAGAGCAGCGUCCAGGGCCCAUGAGCUACGUGGGAUGGGGACAGACCGGGGCCGGCCACGGGCCUUCCUCCUCCCUCAGCCGGAGGCUCCACAAGAAGAUGGUCAAGGCUUUUCUCUUUUUAACUGUUUCAGGGUUUAGCCAUGCGAAGCCAAGGAGUCUGUGCUUCCGGGGGGC